AUGAACGCGUUGAGUCUCGCGAUUUUCGCCGUGUUGGCCCUCGCAGUCACCGCCUCAUUGCAAAAUGUGACAGUGAAGGGAAUCGCCGUCUGCGACAAGAAGCGAAUGCACAAUGUCCGAGUGCAACUUUUCGAUAGAGACACUUUGGAUCCAAACGAUUUGCUCUCCGAAAUUCACACGAAUCACAAUGGCGAGUUCGAGCUUUUUGGAGAAGAGGAUGAGCGUGGCUGGAUUGAGCCUUUCCUCCGCGUUUCCCACAACUGCCAUGCCAAGCCGAACUGUGCCCGAAUCGGCGAGUACGAAGUGCCGCGAAGUGCCAUUGGAGAUGUCUACGACAUGACCUACUUGACACUGGACAUUGUUGUCUCCGGCGAGAAAGAGCAAUGU
Messenger RNA from Mesorhabditis belari, 387 nucleotides. NCBI's taxonomy places the organism in Eukaryota, Metazoa, Nematoda, Chromadorea, Rhabditida, Rhabditidae. The record is from the annotation of a GenBank genome assembly.